This is a messenger RNA of Manihot esculenta (cassava), 1116 nucleotides long. RefSeq names its product CRIB domain-containing protein RIC4. The transcript is spliced from 3 exons. The record is from RefSeq and is a predicted model, not a curated record. Bases 476 to 979 code for a protein of 167 amino acids. NCBI's taxonomy places the organism in Eukaryota, Viridiplantae, Streptophyta, Magnoliopsida, Malpighiales, Euphorbiaceae.
GUAUAGGUAGAGAACUUAAACAAAAAGAUAGUUUUUUUUUUCCUCUCUUUUUAGAGUGGUUUAGUUGUAUGGUGAAGACAGCAGUUCCACCUACUCUGGAUUAUUGCAUGUCUGAAACUGAAGCACAUACGUCUAACGAAGGUCUUGAAUCUGUUAAUUAGGUUAAACUUCACGAUAAAACCCAUUAAUAAUUUAAAAUUAUACGUCCAAACAUACCCCAUCACCAUCUCUCUACCAACCCAAACUCAAUUUUUGUAGCUGACUUGUUUGUACGUGAAAUUAUAAUAACUUGGCUGCAAAGCCACCAUGCCCACCACCCAAUAUAACAAACCCAAAUCCAGUUCUAGGGUUCUCUACUAUAGCCUUCUCCUCAACCAACCUUAUAGACUUUUUGCUCUUGUUUCUCAGUCCACUUCACAUAUUCUUUAAUCCCUUUAAUUUUCCUUUUUCUUUUGCUUGAGUUGUUGAUGAAGAAAUGAGAGAUAGAAUGGAAAGGCUUGUUCUUCUUCCUUUCUCCAUUGGUUGUGUCUCUGAAUCAAGUGUGGCUAUUGGGGUUCACCACCCCAGAAGAACCAAGCAGCCACCACCUCCACCAAUAAGAAAAAAAGAAGACGACGAGGAAAGCUUAUCAAGCAGUGAGAGUAUGAAGAAUGGAUUGAAAUUUCUUGCUGUUUCAAAGCCCAACAUAUCAGAUCGGUUUCACAGACUUGUCAAGGGUUUCAAGACCUUCUCUCAAUUGUUUGUAUAUGAAGAAGAAAUUGAAGAACUAGAAAUGGAAAUUGGGGUUCCAACAGAUGUGAAGCAUGUGACACACAUUGGAUGGGAUGGUUCAGCAAAUACCAAUCCAAUUCAAGGAUGGGACAAUCUCAUUCCUCCAGAGUUGCUCUCUCUUCAGCCUCCUGCUUCUCUAAGGCAACUUGAGAUUUCCAUGGCUGCACAAUCUGAUUCUCCUGCUCUUGUUAAGCCUUCAUCUGCUUAAUAUUCUAAGAGAUAGGUAUGCAUGAAUAUACGUAUAUAUGUAUGUAUGUAUAUGUAUAUGUGCACGUAUGUUGACGAAUGAGAUCAUGGAUAUUUUGGAACCAGUUUGAAUGAUGAAUGGUGCAUUUGAUAGCUUUC